AUGAAUUUACGAAGUCGCCUGGUAAAUGCCACGGAACGUGCUGUGCUUUUUCAAAUUUUCAAAGAUGUGCAGAAUGAUCCGGAAAAGUACGACAAUGCAGUUGAGGCGAUCUGUGAAUCAAUCGACUAUUUUGGCAAAUUUUUGACCGAUAGCGAGUAUCUUACACAAAUCAAGCCGAUUCUUGAUACACAGUGCCCAACAAAGUCGAUAAUUUGCUUCUCGAAAUGUUUGACAAAAGUGAGCACAGAUAUAAAUACUACCACAUUUCGAGAUGUGAUCACCAUGCUCGACUGGUUGAAGUAUGUCGUUGAAAAAUCGCUGACAAGUGCUAUUUGUAGCAGUCUGAAAGUUAAAGAAACUGAUGUCAGUGCAGUUCAGUUGUAUCGAGAAUUCGCAUCAGCAUGUUCAAAUAUUCCGGAGAAAGUUUCGAAUUGUUGUGCAAAGGCAUUGUCUGGCGAGCAUGUCAAAUAUAUCAACACGGUUAAGUGGAUAUUCAAAAUGAAUCUGGUGCAAGGAAUUCAAAAGGCUAUGCUUCUUGCUCACGACGACAUUGUAACUGCUGCCCCGUUCACUUCAUUCUACGGAUCCGGUGGUCCUUAUAUGAAGACUGUCGCAGAAAUUAUUUCAUCUGGAAGAAACAUAGAUAUCACCAACAAGGAUGGGCUUCUAGUUCAAAUGAUUGAAUGGAUUGGUUCACUAAACAAUUUUGAUUCUCAAUGGCGUCGGAUGAUGUUUCUCAUCUUCCAAGAGCCCACAUAUCAGGGAAUUCAAGUUCAUGAAUCACUACUGACAACAUUGUUCCUAAUUUCGAAAAGUGACCAAAUCUUGAAACGAUGUAUCGAAGCCACUGAUCUGACUGGAACACUGAAGCGUGUAGUGAUGGUUAAGCUCCCGUUUCAGCGAGUUCUCAAACGAAAGACCAUCGAGAUUCUUAUCAAUUUUGUUUAUCGAACUAAGGAACAAUUUGCCAUCCAGCUAUUAGAGACUUCUGUGAAAAUCUGGAGUGAUCUCAAUUACGCAAAAAGUGCUCCAGAAUCACAAGAACGACACAUAGUCAGAAUGAUAUUAUACUUGGUUCAUCUUUUCAGAACAUGUUCUUCAAUCGAUUGGGAGUCACUCUUCCUGAACUCUAUGGAUGGAGUUCAUUGUCGAAUGAGCAUGUUGCCUAUGUACGUCCAAAGUGGUAUUUUUGUUAAUCAAGCACUGUGCAAGCAAGCGACAAAGCAUCGAUCGAAAACGCACGGAUCAGAUGAGCAACCUCCAGAGACUCUAGAAGAAAACAAAUUCGUUUCAAGUGAAGUGGGAAAAAUAUGGUUUGAAGAGAUGACGUCAAUUUUGGAACAUGGAUUUAAUUCUUCUACAGUGAAAGAUUCUGAGCGAGUUCGAGAAACCGCCAACGAAAUAACCAAAGACGAUUCGGGUGAAGAAUUUGAAGAAACCAAUGCACAGCGUCUUCAAAACAACAAAGAUUCGGCAGCAAUCACAUCGAAAAACAAUCUACGUUUAGAUUCUGAUGAUGACGAAGACUUUCCUGACUAUCAAGUUAAUGAAUCAGAAAAGAUCUUCAAGAAUUUAGAAAUUGGAGAAGAACCGAAAAAUAAAGUGACACCUCCAGCAUACAUUGCAGAUGCUUUCGAAAUGCUAUUAGAGAAAGAAAAAUACGAGGUUUUUGAAGCAGCUUUCUUUAAUAUUACGAAUUUGAUCAAUCGCCGGCCAAUUGGAUUUCCACAAAUCGCUGAGAAGUUGUUCAUCCGAAUCCUCCAUCUUCAAAACAAUUUUGGAACGCCUAAAUUCAAGGAAACUGUUGAUGAAAUUGCAGUUGCAUGUAUCACUCAGCGUCCAGAAAUUGUCCCAUCUGUAGUGCGUCUGAUCAUUGCACCAGGUCAAGGUUUCAGUAUCAAACAACGUCUUCUUCAUUACAUUCACAAUGCUGCUGAUGGAAUGGGUGCAUUGGAUAAGAAACUUGAAGAGUGUGUAAUGGCGCAACAAUUGAGAAUUGGUGGUCCAACGUUAAGUAUUAUUCUUCAUCGAACUAUAAACACUGAUUAUGACGAUGAGGAUGAAGAUCCCCACAGACUUUUAGUUCCUGAAUGGCGACGAAUGGUGGAUGCUCGCAUUGCUGCAAAUACCAGAAGAAUUGGAACGACGCGAGAGCCACCAAGAGCCGGAGUUGUCAAUCGUCUCGCACAAGCUGCCAAAUAUAUGUUUUAUCCUUUGUUGGUUUUGCCACGUGGUGAGAACGCAAGUCUUUUGGGCAAGGACUCCGAUCUACUCGCCUCACUCAUCAUGGUUGCAUCGAUGGUUUAUGUGAGAUGUGGCGUAUGUCCUCAAAUUCAUCGAAUGUCAAGUGAGCUUAUAUCAUAUGCAACGCCUCAUCGAUUCUCUGAAAACGCAAAACUACGGACUGCCUGCAUCAUUGCCCAUCUGAAUGUGACGACUUUGUUGCCUGGAGAUCUUAUGGAUGAACUGUUUGAUGUACCGGCACUUAUUGGAUGGUUUGAUUGGGCCAAUUCUGUACUGGUUAAUGCAUCUUCAUCACAAUUGGAAAAGGAUAUGACUCGCCAGUUUGGUCAUAGUGUUACAAAACACCUUCAACGUUAUCAUCCAGCUGUACUGCAACACCAAGACGUUUAAAUAGUUACUAUUCACUUGUUUUCCUUCUUUUCAAGUACUGUAUCAUUUCUUACUAUCUUGCCAACACUUUGAUCUCUACCUCGUUCACUUCUUGCUUUGCCACCCGUUGAUAUCACCUGUCUCAUUCAUUUAUCAGCAUGUUCAUAAUAUCAAAAAUAAAAUCUUAUCAAAUGUA
This is a messenger RNA of Caenorhabditis elegans, 2809 nucleotides long. It is a transcript of the gene clk-2, whose product is annotated as Telomere length regulation protein clk-2. The coding region runs from base 1 to 2634 and encodes 877 amino acids. The record is from RefSeq and is marked reviewed. Gene Ontology annotation, cellular component: nucleus; chromosome, telomeric region. The transcript is spliced from 10 exons. NCBI's taxonomy places the organism in Eukaryota, Metazoa, Nematoda, Chromadorea, Rhabditida, Rhabditidae.